AUGUCUACAGGCGAGGACGUUGCUUUCUCUGAUUCAGAGGAAAGCUUUGUGCACAAAACUAGCCAAGUUUACCUAGGGUUUGUGGAUGCUGCUAUCAAACAGUCUGAUCCACUUUCAACCGAAGACACCUUUAUUGGGGGAGAGCCAGUUUGGCUGCACCCCGAAUCCAAGCCCAAGGACAGCCUUCUUGAGUGUGGUUCCUGUCACACUCCUACCCAUAUGAAGCUCUUGCUUCAAGCUUUUGCUCCAUUGGAUCCUGAUCAAGUCGAUGAAGUUGCAGGAAAACUCAAGGCGAGCUCCACAAAUUACGAUAUAGAUGGAGAAAGAGUUUUGUAUGUUUUUAUGUGCUCCAAGUGCGCAAGGAAGGCAGGCUCUGUUUGCUGUGUUCGUGGCGUAAAGAAAGCUAAUAGAUCAGUGGAUCUGAACACUAAGAUGGAAUCACAAAUUAAAGAAAAGGACUUCAGCAUCAACCCUUUUGACCUCAACCAAAGCUCGGCAAAUCCAUUCGCUGGUCCAGUUGGCGGAUCAGAAACUACCAAUCCUUUCACAAAAUCGGCAGAGAACCCCUUCGAGAAGAAAGUUAACAACUCUCAAAAUAGCCAAGCCGACGGUUCAACCGCAGUGAGUAUGAAGGUGGCAAGAAAGGAACAUGACGCACUUCCUAAUAGGAAGUUCGAAAAAGGUUAUCCUGGUUAUUUUCUAUAUGUGGAUGAAGAAUCGUUCAAAAAUAAGAUCCCCGAUCACCUCAAACUUCCCAAAAACUUGAAGAUAGACAAUACUGUUCUGGAUGUGAACCCCGAAGAGGACGAUUCUUUGAGCUCCUCGAAGAUUACCCUGGAUCCUAGAACUGAAAAGCUCUCAAAGUUUUUGGACGAUGACGUAUUUCAAAAGUUUCAAGAAGUUGCCGGAUAUAACCCGUCACAAGUUCUGCGAUAUGACUUUGGUGGCAAGCCUCUAUACUACGCUGAUACUAAAGUGGACCUCGAAAAAAUAGUUCCAGCUCCGGGAUUCAAUCCUUCUUCUAAAAGAGUUUUUGAAUUGCAGUUGAUGCCUAAGAUGAUAUUAGAUUUGGAGGAUACUGUGGUGGAGAAAGGGGGUAUGGAGUGGGGAACAAUAAUGGUGUUUACUGACAUUGAAAACUAUACCCCAAACUUUGAUGAGCGCGGGGUGGGGUACGUUUCGGAAUGUGUCAGAGUUCAAUGGGAACCAGAAUGCUAA
This is a messenger RNA of Lachancea dasiensis, 1218 nucleotides long. The record is from the annotation of a GenBank genome assembly. Lineage: Eukaryota; Fungi; Ascomycota; Saccharomycetes; Saccharomycetales; Saccharomycetaceae.